AUUUGUUUCAAUACUAAUUAGGCACUGAACUUCUUCAUCAUUCAUCCAUUCAACUGCAUUUUCACAGAAACUAGGGCUAUAGGUAAGUAGACAUCGGCACGAUUCAACUUUCGGGGAGCAAUGAUGACUAGAUGACCCCUCAGUAUUUCGCUCCUGGCAAGAAUCGAGCAACUCUCGCUUCUAAUGUAUGCCGUUUCAAGAACAAAUAUCAUCCGACAGCUGAGAAGUUUGGAGAAUCUGCUCAUGCCGUCUUUGAGCCUUACAUCGCGCGAGAUGGCAUCGGCAGAAUCGCAAGCAGCGACAGAAUCUACCGUCACCAAGCCUCCAAACGUGGUCAUUCACCACGGUGCCGGCGGUGACGGACAGGCACGGCUGCGGCAGCUGGUGACAUCUGUCGUCAGUUCCGAGUACUACACGUUUCAUGACCUGCCCGUGGCGGCGCCACCCGUCUGGUUGGAGAGCGCUGCGCUACUGGUGGUGGCCGGUCAGCUCAGCGCUGCCGUGUCCGCUGAUGCUGAGCGGUUCUGGCGUGGCGGCGGAGCGGUGCUCUCGGUCAGUUCGAGUCUUACACUGGGAUGUCUGUCUGGUGAGCCCCGGCCGCCGGCGGAACCAUCCGUGGUGCUGUCAUACGCCCAGGAGAGAGACGUCACAUGUCGCUACAGCGUUACCGCCAGACCACUCUCCGCUAGGAUCGCCGCGGAGGGAGCGUGUGAAGUCACCACGCCAGUCUCCGUGCGACGGGAGGACGAUGGUCCGGAGAUGCCCCCGCCCGUGCUGCGCUGCUGUCCUACCGGCGGCGGCGGCGCGGUGCUACUCACUCAGCUGGACUGGGACGUCACAGCGCCGGCACAGCUGCGGCUGCUGCGCGCUCUGCUGGGCUCUGAGCUGGGUGUGCGCUGUGCUGAACCCGAACAGACAGAGGUGCAGUAUGAGCUUGGUUAUCUGAUGGCGGACGCGGCAGUGGCAGCGAGGCUGACGGAGCCGCGGCGGUCGCGCUGCGGCCCUGAGCUAUGUGUGGUGUCCGCAGCGGAGACGGGAGCGGCCUCUGCCGAGCGUCUACCCCUGCUGGUGGGCGCGCCGCCGACCUCCCGGUUCAACCACCGUCUGUUUGAGUCGGAGCUGGAGACGGCCGUGCUGGGCCGGUGUCUGGUGUUCCUGCCGGCCGUCACAUCCACUAUGGACGUGCUGCGGGACGCGCGGCUGCCGCACGGCGCCGCCGUGGUGUGUGACCGACAGACACGGGGCCGUGGCCGCGCCGGUAACACCUGGCUCAGCCCGGCCGGCUGCUGUAUGCUGUCUGUGCGACUGCUGGUGACCCUAGACUCGCCGCUGGGCGGGCGGCUCAGCUGGCUGCAGCACGCCGCCGCGCUGGCCGUGGCGGAGGCGGUGGGAGACCCGCGACUCGGCCUGAAAUGGCCCAACGAUCUGUACUGGGAGGGCCGGACUAAGGUGGGCGGUGUGCUGGUGGAAACAGACGUCAUGGGUCGCAGCGCCGAGUGUCGGCUCGGUCUCGGGGUGAAUCUCGAUAACGCCGCGCCGACUGUGUGUCUGAACCGGCUGCUGGCGGCGCCGCUGGCCCGAGAGCGACUGCUGGCGCGCCUGCUGAGCCGACUGGAGGAGCUGCUGACGCUGGACACAGCCGCGCUGGCCGAGCGGUACAGGAGCCGGUGGCUGCACGAGCGACAGCCGGUGACGGUGCAGCGCGAUGGCGAGUCUGUGCCCGCCGAGGUGUGCGGCCUGGAUCAGCACGGGUUCCUGCUGGUACGCGCCGCUGCCGACGGAGCCGAGCUGGCCGUGUCCCCCGACGGAAACAGCUUCGAUAUGAUGCGGGGCCUGAUCGUGCCCAAACAGGCGGGCUGAUAGCGGCGUGUGAAACUGCUGUCACUGCGGGCGACGAGGGGCUACCGAGGUCCUCGCGCGGCGGGAUAGGAUGGGAGGCGGAACUGGGACCAUUGUAGGCGACCGUGAUGUCGUUGAUGUAAAAAUCAGAGGUGAUUACGCGGAAAGCUGUCAGCGCUUCUUAGAAUGUUUUACAAUGGGAAAAGGAAUUACAGCAGGCAGCAUUUUCAGAGGUGCGUUGGCAUCGUUUGAAUCGGAAACGGGAAGUUAAUAAGCUCAUGUACCUACUUUGAAGCAUCUAAAUUCUAAGUAUAUUUUGUCGCGAGAUCUUGCUUAGUGAAUGAAAAAGUCAUUCCGUUUGUGCAAUAGAGCCAAGGUGUAGUCUUAAUUCUUAUUUGCGUUUGACAGUUGUGCCGUGAAACUUUAUGAUAUUGAUAUGAAUAUGAUGCCCAAAAUGAAGGCCCAGGCCAGGUGUCGUCAGUCGUUUGCAUGGUAUGUUUGGGCUUUGGCGACUGGCGGGUGGCAUCAUAUCUGUAUAGGCAGGAGGCAGGGUCUCGGUAGGUGUGAAAAGCUCUCUGAGUAAUAAAAUGCUAACAAACAUG
Molecule: messenger RNA, 2441 nt
Organism: Amphibalanus amphitrite
Lineage: Eukaryota; Metazoa; Arthropoda; Thecostraca; Balanomorpha; Balanidae
Gene: Hcs
Product: biotin--protein ligase-like
Exons: 2
Coding region: 184-1860 (558 amino acids)
Biological process (GO): protein modification process
Cellular component (GO): cytoplasm
Molecular function (GO): biotin--[biotin carboxyl-carrier protein] ligase activity
Source: RefSeq, a predicted model, not a curated record